Messenger RNA from Rubroshorea leprosula, 531 nucleotides. The record is from the annotation of a GenBank genome assembly. NCBI's taxonomy places the organism in Eukaryota, Viridiplantae, Streptophyta, Magnoliopsida, Malvales, Dipterocarpaceae.
CAAUAUAACACUACUCCCAAACAAAGCAUUAAUUUUAAACCUUACAUAUAUUACUUGUACUCUUUUUUUUUUUCUCUCUAAACAGCUACAAAUGUAAGAGCUAUUCAAGAAAUUCAUGGAUGAAAGGGGGAAAUUCAAGGAAGAUUUAGUAAAUGAUGUGCUUGGAAUGUUGAAUCUAUAUGAGGCUGCACAUCUUCACCUUCCUAGAGAAGGUAUCUUGGAUGAAGCUAUUGCUUUCACUACCUCUCACCUUGAAUCAACAGCAACAAAAGUAAACCCUUUGCUUGCAGAACAAAUAGCCCAUGCCCUGAACCGCCCCAUUUGAAAAGGCUUACCAAGAAUUGAAGCAAGGCAUCACAUCUCUUUGUACUCUAGAGACAACCAUUUUGCUUCCUCUAAUGGAGCACUACUUAGAUUUGCAAAGAUAGAUUUCAACAUGGUACAAGCAUUCCAUCUAAAAGAGCUCAAUGGAAUUACUGAGUAAGUUCGAUAUUUCGUUGUUUUUUUGUUUAGUAAACUUAUAAUGGUGGU